AUGGGUGUUUCAACGGAUAAAGUGUCCAAAGAGGCACCCCAGCAAUCUGAAGUCAAAUCUUCCAGCGAACAACCACCUUCCUAUUCGGCCAACCAGGUCGAGCAGCAGCCGCCAUUAGAACUGCCCCAGCUGGAUCUGAGUUCCCAUCCAUCUUCUUCAACUACCGUAACUCGCGACCAGUGUGUUGCGCAUCUCAAGUUCUUGGCUGUGCUGGCAGAUCUGCGAGAUACCAUCUCUAGUGAUGACGGGAUCUUUGGUAUCCACGAUGCUGAAGCUGAAAAAUUCCCGAAUUCACUGAAUGAAGCGCGGGCUCGUCUUCGCGAAAAGCGUUGGGCUGUCUAUGCAGCGCGUGCAGUCGAUCGAUAUACCAAGUGGUGGUCUAUUGGCCUCCCCGUUGCAUGGAGCACGGAAAAUCUACCCCCGAUAGAUAUUUUGAUGGUCUGGCAUGCUCAUUCGUUGAAUCCCCGGAACUUCCUUGAGGAUUGCAUUCGAUACGGUAAGAUAAGCACAUGGGCCACAGGAUUUCCAUGGGAAGUGAUAAACAGCUGCAUCAACAACCACACGAUGGAGUAUACAGUUUCUGAACAAGCCCAGCAGCUGUUCGAGCAGAAAAUGAACUUCAAGUGGAAUAAUCUGCACGACCCGCCGACUACGCAAGUCAACUGCCCCUGCUGCGGACGGGUGAACGAUGUCCAGUGGACAGAAGCUCGCUUUGGGGGACUUGUUGCCAAUGCCUUCAAAUUUAGCAAUGGCUUCGCCGAUUAUUCAUUCGAGACGAAAUGCGUCGGUUGUGACCACAUGAUCGACCAUGGCCGGCUCAAGGUGGCAAAGUUUCGAAAAGACCUCAAAGCAACGAUUUAUGAAGAUCUCCCUAUGCCCGGGUCGUUCACCAAUCUUUAUGGAAUCCCCGAGGGGGGCCCAUCUGUCAAACCCAAUCCGCGGGCACUCCGGGACAUGCUAUUCCCCACACGAAUAGUCCAGGCUGCCAAAAAGGACUUGAUGGAAUUCACUGAUGGCCGAGUGGAUCGGUGUCAGAAUAUCACCCACCUAAGGCAGCAAUUCGAGUUGAAGUUUCGCGACAGAAAUCUUUUGUGGAAAGCACAUGGUAUCUACCUUAAAGGUAUCAAGUAUGGCGAGAAGGUCCAAUUCCGAAGAAUGAUGUCCCGAUACUGGGAUAACCUCGGUCCCUUCGCGCUAGACCUUGUGGGCGCUGUUAUCAGACAAAGCACCUUCGUGGAGAAAAUGGACCAAAUCGACUGGUUGCACUCACCGACAGUCUUCAACACUAUGGACCGGCUGAUUAAAAAAUACGAGGUGUUCUUCCAGAUUAUGAUUGACAACCCAGAUAAGAUGGCCGUGCCCACACUGGAUGUUGAUCUGGCAUGGCACACCCACCAACUCAGCCCAUCGCGGUACUACAAAUACAGCACGUCGAAGGGAAAAUAUGGUGGUAUUCGUAUGUUCAUCGACCACGACGACAAAGUCGACGAGGGAAAACUCUCGGACGGCUUUGCCUGGACUAGCAAAAUGUACCGCCGUGUCACCGACGGUGAGAUAUACAGCGAAUGUACCUGCUGGUACUGCGAGGCGACAAGAACACCAGACCUGUAUGGCCGGUGGAUCACUGCUCGCUCAGUCUCUCGCGCCCAAGCCGCUGCAGACCUCUUGCAUGAUAGCCCCGAUAUCUCGUCCGACCCAAACAAGAACCCACAUAUCUCUUCGCACAACGCCGUCCGGCCAACAAACAUGUACCAUCGGGCUGAGUGGACUAAAUCUGUGCAACAUCUGCGUCUACAGAGCAACUACGAAAAGGCUGCCCGGCGUGCUGAGAAGCGCCGUAAACGAUCUGGCUCCAAAUCUUCUAAUCAGCAGGGUGACGCUUAUGCAUAUUACAUGCCUUAUGCAUAUGGGUACCCCAUUAUGGUGCCAUACUAUGGACCAUAUAUGAUGGACCCGUCCAUCAACUGUGAUUCAUACGCGUGUAAUCCUGCCUGCAUGAAUGUUACUGUGGUGCCGUAG
Messenger RNA from Penicillium psychrosexuale, 2019 nucleotides. RefSeq lists its product as uncharacterized. The coding region runs from base 1 to 2019 and encodes 672 amino acids. The record is from RefSeq and is a predicted model, not a curated record. Lineage: Eukaryota; Fungi; Ascomycota; Eurotiomycetes; Eurotiales; Aspergillaceae. The transcript has 4 exons.